AUGAAAAUAGAAGGCAAUUUGUGGACAACAGAAUUUCAUUUGUCCUUCCAUGUUUUAGACCCAGAGCACCCGGAGGACAAAGAGGGCAAGGAUGACCCAGACAGCGCUCCUACAACAGGCCUGAUGAACGAUCCGCCUUUGACUGUGGAUAGAAAUUAUGUCAAACUUGGCAAGGUGGCCAUGGGCUUUAGGUUUGAUGGCGACCUCUUCGACCGAUACUGGACUUGUCACUUUCUAGACAGCAAUCCACAAGAACACUGGUCAGAAGAGAAAGUCAACAAGCAGGUUAAGCAAAUACUUCAGAAUCUAGAGCCCCCCGAAAGACAUGUCCUCAAUUUAUCGAACGAAAGGAAGGCCCCUUGGCGUCAGCGAAGAGUUCUUGAGCUGCUUUUGUUUCAAAGGAUGAUUGAUCAGAUGAAGGACUACACACUCAAGAUCCUUGAAAAGGUAAAAUCCGACGUUUGGAAGAACACAUCAGAAAUUGAACCCCAGCACAUGACUUCACCAUUCGACGAAGACGAGGCUACGUUUGAGGGUCUGGACUUCGAUACUUUCCAAAAGACCAGCGACCGCUGUCAGCGUUAUGAGCGAAUGCUACAGAAGGUCGACCAGGAUAUGACAGAGAACUUUGCCAAGAUUGAGCUGUGGCUUAACCGGGAACAUGAACGUCGGACCGAGCGGCCACGAUGGACCUUCAAUGACGAAAUCAGGUAUCGCAGUAUUAUCUCCAAAUUGAACGUCCAAAACGACCACACGUUGCAGGAUCUACGGCGCAGCCACACGAGCAUAUCUAGCUACAACGAAAGCCUGACCAGAAGACUUGAGAGUCUCCGAAACGAUCUCGAGCAGCGCCGUGCAGAUGACAUUAAACGAUUUACGUACGUCACUGUUGUAUUCCUACCCCUUGGUUUCGCUACCGGUAUAUUCAGUAUGAGUAAUGCACCCGCUGGUCAUACACUGUGGAAGAUGGUAGUCACAGCCUUCACGGCUCUGGCUACGACUUUCAUACUACUGUUGCUCUCGGAGAGGUUGGAGGAAGGCGCUAAGUUGGUUAUCAAGACAUACCCCGAAUGGGUUUUGUGGCCUUGGAACAAGAUUAAGAAACUGGGCGAUAGAACUGCCAAGGAAACACACAAAGAGGCGGAACAACAAAACGAAGGACAUGCCAGAGAAGAAGCUGGAAACCGGGAGUCCGGGAGUCAGAGGAGAGGAAAUGGAGCUAGUAGUAUGGUUUAA
This is a messenger RNA of Fusarium oxysporum Fo47, 1236 nucleotides long. RefSeq lists its product as uncharacterized. The transcript has 2 exons. Gene Ontology annotation, molecular function: metal ion transmembrane transporter activity. Bases 1 to 1236 code for a protein of 411 amino acids. The record is from RefSeq and is a predicted model, not a curated record. Gene Ontology annotation, biological process: transmembrane transport; metal ion transport. Gene Ontology annotation, cellular component: membrane. Lineage: Eukaryota; Fungi; Ascomycota; Sordariomycetes; Hypocreales; Nectriaceae.